Molecule: messenger RNA, 4651 nt
Organism: Ixodes scapularis (black-legged tick)
Lineage: Eukaryota; Metazoa; Arthropoda; Arachnida; Ixodida; Ixodidae
Product: agrin
Exons: 10
Coding region: 1-4389 (1462 amino acids)
Biological process (GO): multicellular organism development; cell differentiation
Molecular function (GO): calcium ion binding; protein binding
Source: RefSeq, a predicted model, not a curated record
AUGGGUCCCCCGAGCAGCCUGCUGCUGGGCCAGCUCGUGCCCUGCGUCGUAUGCCUGCUGGCGUGCCUGUGCCGAGCCUGCUACAAAUUCCCGCCAGAUGUGGUCGACCCGUGCCUGGAGAAGCGCUGCGAGUGGGGCGCCGAGUGCCGGCCCACGCUGGACGGCCGCGCCGCCGACUGCGUCUGCCCGGACAAGUGCGUGUCGUACGGGGACGCCCGCGGGUCCAGGCCCGUGUGCGGCUCCGACGGCAGGGACUACCCCAACAGCUGCGAGCUGCGGCGGGCCUCCUGCAACGCUAUGAGGGACGUCCAGCACCGCUUCACCGGACCCUGCGAUCCGUGCCAAGGUGUCCAGUGUCCAGCUUCCCAGGUGUGCCAACUGGACGAGCAGCGGAACCCGAUCUGCCGCUGCAACGGCGCCUGCCCGGGCGACCUCCGGCCGGUGUGCGGCUCGGACGGCCGCACCUACCCGAACGAGUGUCUGCUCCGGGUGGAGGCAUGCCGCUCGCACCGCUCCAUCCGUAUUAUCUACGCCGGCCCGUGCUCGCAGGGCCUCAACCCGUGCGGGGCACUGGAGUGUCCCUUCGACUGCAACAUCGACCGCUUCGGCAAGGCCUCGUGCGCCUGUCCGCCCCCUUGCGAACAGGUCCUUCGGCCCGUGUGCGGAUCGGACGGCAAGAGCUACGACUCGGCCUGCCACCUCCGCCGCGAAGCCUGCCUUGGAGCGGACGAGCAGCUCCGCGUCUCGUACGCGGGCCCCUGCGACGUCAGCGCGCCCUGCCACGGCUUCCACUGUCCCCAGGGAGCCUUCUGCGCCCCCGCGGCGGACGGCGCCCCUUCCUGCCACUGCCCGCCCUGCUCGGAAGAGUUCGAGCCCGUCUGCGGCUCCGACGGCAUCUCCUACCCGAACGAGUGCAAACUACGUCGCGAGACCUGCCAGAGGUCCUCCACAGGGACCGGCUUGCCCGCCGUGACCGUCGCACAUCCUGGGCUCUGUUCGGAUCCUUGCGACGGUCGCCAGUGUCCCUUCUACGGCAUCUGCCAGGGGGCCCGCUGCACCUGUCCGCCGCCGUGUCCGACACCCCUCGACGACCCGGUAUGCGGUUCGGACGGGCUGACGUACGCAAACGAGUGCGAGCUACGGAGGGCGUCCUGCCGGCAGCAGCGGGCACUAGCGCUCGCAUCCAGGGGACCCUGUGACACGUGCCAAGGCGUACAGUGCAGCCUUGGAGCACGCUGCGAAAGCGGAGUUUGUGUCUGUCCGCGGGACUGUCCCGAAGCCCUGGAGCCCGUCUGCGACACCCAAGGCCAGCCGUACUCCAACGAGUGCCAGUUGCGGAGGGCUUCUUGCAAGCAGGGCCGAGACCUUGGACCUCCGAGACCCUGCACUGCCGCCGAACAAGACCUGGAGACGGGCAGCGGCGACGGCUGCUCCGGCGCUUGUCGCUUCGGCGCCGUGUGCGGACCGGGAGGUGACUGCCGCUGCGAGCUUCACUGCGACGAGGUCGGUCCCAGUGUGAUCCGGGUGUGUGCCUCCGACGGUUUUUGGUACCCGAGCAGCUGCCACGUGAGGCAGGAGGCUUGCCGGCGGCAGAAGGACAUCCGGCCUGCUGACGGCCCGGACGCCUGCCUCAAGGGAGCCGCCAACAAGGGCCCCAAGACGUGCGCCCAGAGCGCCUUUGGAUGCUGCUCCGACGGUGUGACGCCGGCGCUGGGGGUCAACCAUGCCGGAUGUCCCAGCGUAUGCAACUGCAACCGUCUGGGGUCAUUGGCCGCCACCUGCGACGCCCAGAGCAGCCAGUGCGCCUGCAAGCCCGGCGUGGGUGGACUACGUUGCGACCGCUGUCUGCCAGGCUACUGGGGCCUGCACCGCAUCGCCGACGGCGUCAACGGGUGCUCGCCCUGCCAGUGCAGCGCUCUGGGCUCCGUGCGGGACGACUGCGAGCAGAUGACCGGUCGUUGCGUCUGCAAGCACGGCGUGCACGGCAUGAAGUGCGACCAGUGCACCGACCGGUCCGCGCGCCUGGGCGCCGAUGGCUGCAGUUCGGCCAGUGGGCCUCUGGGCGCCUGCGAGCAGUGUGCCGGGGGUUCCGACGACGGCGGACCCGUGUGCGGUUCAGACGGCAACACGUACGCGUCCGCCUGCCAGCUGCGCCAGUUCGUGUGUCGCCUGCAACGGAACUUGACACUGCGAGCGCCUGGACCCUGCGAGGACGCUCCUUCGCCUACGGCAGGGCCCGUGCGACGCUCCACGGCACACCGGGCUCUCCCAGAAGAGGACGCGCUCGGUCAGGACCCGCAGGACUCGGUGGGCCUGCCCUUGCUGAGCACCAGGCCAACGGCAGCCACUGAUGAACCCCAGGAAGAAACCCCGGAGGAGGCCCGUGCCCCGGAGGAUCUGCCAGCGCUGCGAGUUCCCGAGUUCUCCGGGCGCUCCUACAUGGAACUGCCCCGGCUGCAGGCCUACACUGGGCUCUCGCUCGAGCUCGAGCUUAAGGCCGACGCCCCGGAUGGAAUCCUCCUCUACAACGGCCAGACGGCGUCCGGCGCCGGAGACUUCGUGUCGCUCGCGCUAAGAGAAGGCCACCUCGAGUUCCGCUACAACCUCGGCUCGGGACCCGUACUCCUCAGAGCCCCCAAGCCGCUGACGCUGGGACGCUUCCACCGCGUGGUGGCCAAGAGGUACCUAAAGGACGGCUUCCUGACGCUGGACGGCGAGGCGGACAUCCGGGGCCGCUCCAGGGGCCUGCUGCAGUCCCUCGACCUUGCCGAGAACCUUCUGGUCGGGUGGGUGCCGGGCCCCCGGGGCCUGGGCCCCCCCGCGGGGGUCCUGGACAACCUGGGUGGCCUGGCCCAGGGCUUCCGGGGCUGCCUGCGCCGCCUGCGCCUGGGCAAGCGGGACCUCCAGCUGUCCGGCGCCACCAAGGACGUGCUGCGCGUCAAGGGACUCACCGAGUGCGGGCCUCCCUGCGGGCCCUGCCUCAACGGCGCCACCUGCCUGGACCACGGGCCCGGCAACUCGACUUGCCUCUGCGCCCCGGGGUUCCAGGGCGCCCAGUGUGAGCGGCCCAGACGCCGAGCCUGCGAGCCCGACCCUUGCGGGGCCGGAGCGUCCUGCAUGAGCCGACCCGCGGGGGCCUUCUCGUGCCGCUGCCCUCCCGGGCGCAGCGGGCGCCUCUGCGAGGGCCGGGCCGCCGUGCCAGAAUUCUCGGGGGACGGCUAUCUGGAGUUGCCCAGGCUGCACAACGUGGGACAAGCCUUCUCGCUCGAGCUCUGGUUCCUGGCCAGGGCCCCCGACGGCCUCCUCCUCUACAACGGGCAGGGGGCGUCCGGGAGGGGCGACUUCUUGGCGCUCAGGCUCGUGGCCGGACGUGUGCAGCUCCGCUACGACCUCGGCUCCGGGGCUGCUAACGUCUCGUCGCCGAACGAAGUGAAGAUGCAUGAGUGGCACGCGGUGCGGGUGACGCGCACUCGCAAGGAAGGCUCGCUGCAGCUCGACGACGGGCCCACGGUGCAUGGAGAGUCGAGCGGCCCGCUGAGCGAACUAAACCUGGAGCAGCCUCUGUACCUGGGCGGCCUGCCGUCCGAGGCGGCGCUGAGCCCCGAAGCCGGGCCCCGGGAGCCUGGCCUGGACGGCGCGCUCCAGCGUCUGGUGCUCAACGGCGACGCCUGGACGGACCUGGUGGGACGCGCCAGGGCCUCGGAGAGGGUCUCCUCGUUCGCGGGGCCCCCCUGCGGCCCGGCGCCGGGGCCCUGCCUCAACGGGGGCCUCUGCCUGCCGGCCCUCGCCAGGCACUCGUGCUCGUGCCCCGCGGGCUUCGGGGGCGCCCUGUGCGAGCUCGCCUUCGACGAGGCCCAGCCCAGGCCUGUCGCCUUCGCCGGCACCAGCUUCCUUCACUUCAGGCACGGCUCCAGGGAACCUGGUGAAGAAGAAGAGCCACUAGGCGGCGCUCCCGAGAACGAGGUGGAGGUCCGCUUCCGCAGCAGGGAACCUCAGGGCCUGCUGCUCUGGACGGGGGGACGCGGGGACCACCUGGCCCUGGCGCUGUCCCAGGGCCGCCUCCUGGUCUCCUUUGACCUGGGCGCCCAGCGGACGGAACUGUGGUCCGAGUCGCGUCUGGACGACGGCCGCUGGCACACGGCGCGCCUCCAGCGCCAGGGCCGGCUGGCCACGCUCACAGUGGACGUGGGCAAGCCGCUGAGUGCCACGGCCACGCCGGGAGCGACGCAGCUCAACACGGACGGCCUGCUCUGGGUGGGCGGCUGCCCCAAGCUGCCUCCGGGCCUGCCGGCCCCGCUCUAUUUGGGCUUCGUGGGAUGCCUGACGGCACUCACGCUAGACGGGCACUCGGUGGCCUUGGCCGGCCCGCCGUGCUCCGACGAGCCCUGAACGGCCCCGCGCCGCGACGACUCCAUGUCUUCCAAGAACGCUCUCGUGCCUCGGCCGCCGCGCCACACUGUAGACACAACAGAACGUUGGCGCGCUUACGGGUGUAAAUGGCUCGUCCCCUCCGUUGGAGGUCCUGCUUCAGCCAAAUGAGGGUAGGCAAGGGGGUUCGCUGACACCUCUUAUAGGGUGUUCCCGAGCGCCCUUCGGGUGUAAACAAUUUUGUAUAAAUAGACCAAUAAACGGAGUGCAUUCAAACUUUUCA